Mercenaria mercenaria is the source of this 682-nucleotide messenger RNA. Its product is annotated as frataxin, mitochondrial-like. Gene Ontology annotation, molecular function: ferric iron binding; iron chaperone activity; 2 iron, 2 sulfur cluster binding. The transcript is spliced from 5 exons. Gene Ontology annotation, cellular component: mitochondrion. The record is from RefSeq and is a predicted model, not a curated record. Gene Ontology annotation, biological process: intracellular iron ion homeostasis; iron incorporation into metallo-sulfur cluster. The coding region runs from base 63 to 620 and encodes 185 amino acids. Lineage: Eukaryota; Metazoa; Mollusca; Bivalvia; Venerida; Veneridae.
GUUUGACCACCAAUUAUCUGUAAUUUAGUGGUACGUUGCCUGAACCGAAGGAGAACGAAAGUAUGAUGCGGUUGAAUUUCAAGCGGAUUUCUUGGUCAAGAAUGGUUUAUAGGAUCCAAAAUUCAUUUUUCAAUGUUCCCCGAAAGAGUAUAAUGCUGAACUCAGCCCAGGGUGCUCAGUUGGAAACAGCAGUUCCUCUUCUUGUAUCAUCAAGUAGCAGUGCCUUGACAUGUAGAAGAUACUACUGCUCAGAAAAUCAACUUAGUGAAGCAGCAUAUGAAGAAUUAGCUGAUGAAACUCUUGACUCGCUGACCGAAAUGUUUGAAGAUCUACCAGAGAAGCUUGAUCUUGAUCCAGAUUAUGAUGUAACUUUUAAUAGUGGCGUUUUAACAGUGAAAAUCAACAAUACCUGGGGGACAUAUGUUAUAAACAAACAAACCCCAAAUAAACAGAUAUGGCUGUCAUCACCUUUAAGUGGUCCUAAACGAUACGACUACGUGGAUGGGUUAUGGAUCUAUAAGCAUGAUGGCAGUGUACUACAUGAACUUCUCAAUACAGAAGUUUCUCAAGCUGUUGGACAUAGUGUGGACUUUACUAUUUGUUCUUAUGGGAAAAGAUAGCAGAACUUUUAUGUGUUUAUUUUGUUAGAUUAUUAAAUUAAAUUAAAAUUUCUUGAACAUUU